AUGAAGCAAAAACCAAAUCUUCAAAUAAGUGACACCACAACCACAAAAAUCUUAAGACAUUCCAAGCCCUGUGGACCUCAGCUUUUGCUAGGUGUCAAGUGUCAACCCAAUCAAAAGCUCUUUUAACUUUAGCAGGAAGUAUUGACACCAUAAGUUCAGAGAACAGCUCAAACAGCAUAUUCAAAGAAGCCUCAAUCUGCAAGCCACAUAUCUGAAAUUUUCCCAUAUUAAAUCUCCUCAAGAUAGCAUAGAAAAACUUCCACAAACCUCAUUUCUAUCUCCUAUUUUCUUGGUUGGGAGGAAAUGGGAACAUUUGUAUACAGCAGCAGCUGCCUUUCUUGGAAAAACAAUCUGGGCAGACAGCUGAAUUCCUCUAACCAGGCGAUUUCUCGUGGUGUUCCAGAAAAAGGGUGUUCAAGAAUUAAGGUUGCUGCUUGUUCUAAAGAAGAUGCUCCUGUGAAUCAAGAUUCUGAAAAUUCUGCAGGCUCAUUGAAUAGGAGGUUAGCUAUUGUAUCUGGUGCUUCUUUGAUUUCAUCUGUACUACUUUUUCCUGGAGAGGGAUCUGCUGUAGUGAAACAAGGCCUCCUAGCAGGGAGAGUUCCUGGACUUUCUGAACCAGAUGAAGAAGGUUGGAGGACAUACCGAAGACCGGAUGAGAAGUCAGGUGGACAUGGUGUUGGAUGGAGUCCUAUGAUUCCUUAUUCUUUUUCCGUGCCUGAUAAUUGGGAAGAGGUCCCCGUGUCAAUUGCUGAUCUAGGUGGUACAGAGAUUGACUUGAGAUUCGCGAAUCCCAAACAAGGGCGAAUCUCUGUAAUUGUGGCUCCUGUUAAAAGAUUUUCAGAUGAUAUUGGUGAAGAAGCUACCAUAGAACAAAUUGGGCCUCCAGCUAAAGUGAUUAGUGCAUUUGGGCCUGAAGUCAUUGGAGAGAAUGUAGAAGGUAAAGUCUUAAGAUCUGAAGUAGCAGAGCAUUUGGGCAGAAGAUAUUACCAGUUCGAAUUAGAGCCACCACAUGUCAUGAUCACAGCAACAGCCGCUGGAAAUCGCCUAUACUUGUUCAGUGUCACAGGAAAUGGUCUUCAAUGGAAAAGGCAUUACAAAGAUUUGAGAAAGAUUGCUGAGUCUUUCAGAGUUGUCUGAUUGGCACAUCAACCCCAUGUUUGAUAUCACCUAAGUGGAAGUGGAAUACACAAGGAAGAAGAGUCGGUCACUACAACCAUUAAUAUUUACAAGAAGCCACAUCACCUCUAGUAGAAUAUACAGUUACAUAUAUGAAAAGAGAAUUUCCUCUAGAUUGAGUUUUGUAACAAAUUUUAGCCACCAGUUAUUAUUGUAAACUGUUUUCCUUACCAAUGUUGUAAGUCUUCAGAAGGCAUUCUUCUGGAUUGAUUGCUAAAUCAGGCAUUGAUAGCUUUGUUUGAUUGUUCCCCCAA
Messenger RNA from Lycium ferocissimum, 1430 nucleotides. RefSeq names its product psbP domain-containing protein 4, chloroplastic. Gene Ontology annotation, cellular component: photosystem II; extrinsic component of membrane; photosystem II oxygen evolving complex. The record is from RefSeq and is a predicted model, not a curated record. Bases 304 to 1137 code for a protein of 277 amino acids. NCBI's taxonomy places the organism in Eukaryota, Viridiplantae, Streptophyta, Magnoliopsida, Solanales, Solanaceae. The transcript is spliced from 5 exons. Gene Ontology annotation, molecular function: calcium ion binding. Gene Ontology annotation, biological process: photosynthesis.